CUCCUAUUAAAAGCGUUUCCUGAUGAGACAGUGGUCACUUGUGGUUUUCUACCUCACCAGACUUCACGCUUUUUACGCGCACCAGCUACAGUAGAUAUCUGACUCCUUCAUCCUCGCAGGGGGGUCCAACGUCAGAGUAGUGUUUAAAACGCAGAUUAUUCCUUGGGCAUGGGGUUUCAGUGUAAUGCAUUUUGACUUGAGUUAUUGGUUUUAUCCAGCGCUCUGUCUUGUAUUCUGCACCAUGGCGAACUCUUAAACGCUGUACCGUUGGCUACUACGGUGUAUUUAUUCUGCCUGCCCCAAAUCUGACAAAGAUCUAACCCUUCGAAGGGUUUCAAACUCACUUCUUUUUUUUUUUUUAUCAACGAAAGCCGACAGCAACUAGCGCUUUGGAACUCUGUGGAGACGCCAUUUGGCAAUGACAUCGCUCCCGUGCGCUCUGUGCAUAAUAUGGAUAUGUCUGGUCUGUCAUUCGACGGGAACGGGAUUUAUUUACCAGUUUCCCGGAGUGACUGGUCAAAGCGUCAACUCGAAGCAGAGCGCGACCACAGGUUCACCAGGCAGCGGAUCGAAAAUUCACCUCAGGAACUGGUGCCAGUACACUGUGUUGAGGACAGUGAAGUGCCAGGUGCACAAUGGGACAGAGACCACGGUYCAGAGAGUGUUCCAAYGCUGCCGUUGGCCAGGACCCUGCUCCAAACUCAUCAGCUACAGGACCGUGGUCAGGCCGUCUUACAAGGUGGCCUAUCGGCAGGUCACAGCUCGGGAGUGGAGGUGCUGUCCUGGGUUUGUAGGAGAAGAAUGUCGAGAAGGAACUGGUGCCAGUACACUGUGUUGAGGACAGUGAAGUGCCAGGUGCAAAUGGGACAGAGACCACGGUACAGAGAUGUGUUCCAAAGCUGCCGUUGGCCAGGACCUCGCUCCAAACUCAUCAGCUACAGGACCGUGGUCAGGGCCGUCUUACAAGGUGGCCUAUCGGCAGGUCACAGCUCGGGAGUGGAGGUGUGUCCUGGGUUUGUAGGGAGAAAUGUCGAGAAGCCUAAUAUAAACCAUUAA
Messenger RNA from Salvelinus sp. IW2-2015, 1056 nucleotides. NCBI's taxonomy places the organism in Eukaryota, Metazoa, Chordata, Actinopteri, Salmoniformes, Salmonidae. The record is from RefSeq and is a predicted model, not a curated record.